AUGGCGUCGCGACUGGCGGCCUGCGAGGCCUGUCGUAAGUCCAAGUUGGCUUGCGACCACCAACAGCCAGUCUGCUCGCGUUGCCAGGCCACGCAAGGUGUGUGCAUCUACCGCACUGCACCGUUCAAGCGUCGGAGAAUUGAAAAGCCAGUCUUGAAAUCUCCUGAUCCAUCGCCAUCCUUCAGCCCUAGGCGUAACCCAUACCCUAAUCCUGGGUAUUUGGGAUUAUCCAGCCAUGCUGCAAUUUUCAAACACAUCACUCCGGACGACCACAGCGCUGGGUCUCAUGCUUUGGGCCCUGAAGUCGCAACCGAACCAUGGAUUGGCGAUAAUCAUUUAUUGCUACAGGGGGCAGAUGUAUUGAGACAUCUGCUGACCCUUUAUUCAUUAUUGUCCAUGAAAGAACUGGUGGAGUUCUGGCUGGCAAAAGGCACAAACCUUGCACUUGCAGAGCCCUUUGUCGCUCAAUGCGCUGAAAGCGUCAGCCAAUUAUUUGAUUCACACGACGAGAGCUGGCAUCUAGUCUAUGCGAGGCGACUGUUGCAAAAUUCGGCACGACCAUUGCAGUUCGACGCAUCUACCGAUCUUGCCGACUUUUCGAGUCAAUUUUUAGAUCACUAUGCUCGAUGGGAGACCCUCGGGAUCUUCUUCGCGGCAGUUAGUCGUGCGACAAUUGAUGUCCCCUUUUUCCCGGCUCUUUACACAACCGAAGAGCAACAGUAUACUCUUCGCCGGUUGGCUACGAAGUUGUGUGAUUUCUCUCUAGAGAUUUCGCUCUCGCUAGACUGCCUCAAUGAUCUGCAGUUAAUUGUUCAAUACGAGAACUUCAUCGUACACUCAUAUGUCGACGGUGAUCAAAGCUAUCAUUCAUGGCGUAAACUUGGCGACGUCAUCUCCUCAACCUUCGCUCUCGGCUACCAUGAGAAUACUCAAGCUAAAACGGGCAUACCGCCAUUUCUUGUAGAUCUGCGCAAAGCGGCCUUUGCUCGAAUUUACUCUGCAGAUAAGAACAUUGGCAUUUUUCUAGGUCGACCGCCAAGGAUGAACAAGCGAUUUUGCCACUUUCAGAUUCCAUCUUGUGAUUUGAAUGCGCGAGUAAAUGGCAGCACUAAUGAUUGGGAUCCUGAUACCACAGUGGGAUAUCGAGCCGAUACACGCUGGUCGGCACUUUGCGCUUCACUAAAGGAAGAGGUAUGGGAGCUUCUCCAGGAUAAAAGCGACGCUUCUUGCGUUGCAAAGGCUAGUGAAAUCCAGCGCAAAGCUGAGGAACAGUGGAAGGCUCUACCCAAUCACUUCCGGCUUCAGAGUAGUCUCAAGCAGUGCGCCGGGAGUCCUUUUGAGCGAGACUUUCUCGCGCAUGUACGCCUAAAUCAUCUCCACGUUCUCUUCUUACUCCGCCUAUUGCUCCUAAAUACCAUGACGGAACCGGAUAUUCCCAUUAUCGAGACCGCAGGGCAGAUGCUGGCUCUUGUGGUAGAGGCCAUUCUUCUUCGUGACCAGCUGACAAACUCCGGAACCGGAUUGAUAUGGAAGGUCGCGUACUACGGGCUUCCAGCAGCAGGGAUUAUCCUUCUUGCAUUACUGAAACAACAGUCCCACGCUACGCAAAGCAUUUCGCGUACCAAGAUUCUCCGAGAUCUGAGUGUCUUUGUGGCCGAGGUCCAAAUCGGGACCAUAGUGAGAUCCGGAGAUCCAAACUUCGCAUUGCUAUCUCGCGCGACGCAAACCAUCCAACGAUUUUUGGACUCUUUCCAUUCGGAUUCGGUACCGCCCCCGCCCCCUGAAGCUGGCCAUGAUGAUGGGAAUGAGGAUUGGGCUGCUCUUUUGAGCCAAGAUCUGUGGGACUACGAAGCUGGAUUCUGGCAGAGCUUGGCAGACCAUCCGUCUCUAUUGGCGAUUGAUCCUCCAUUGCCCAAUGUAUAG
Penicillium waksmanii is the source of this 1923-nucleotide messenger RNA. RefSeq lists its product as uncharacterized. NCBI's taxonomy places the organism in Eukaryota, Fungi, Ascomycota, Eurotiomycetes, Eurotiales, Aspergillaceae. Gene Ontology annotation, molecular function: zinc ion binding; DNA-binding transcription factor activity, RNA polymerase II-specific. The coding region runs from base 1 to 1923 and encodes 640 amino acids. The record is from RefSeq and is a predicted model, not a curated record. Gene Ontology annotation, cellular component: nucleus. Gene Ontology annotation, biological process: regulation of DNA-templated transcription. The transcript has 5 exons.